Molecule: messenger RNA, 1739 nt
Organism: Manduca sexta (tobacco hornworm)
Lineage: Eukaryota; Metazoa; Arthropoda; Insecta; Lepidoptera; Sphingidae
Product: cytochrome P450 4C1
Exons: 11
Coding region: 100-1629 (509 amino acids)
Molecular function (GO): heme binding; iron ion binding; monooxygenase activity
Source: RefSeq, a predicted model, not a curated record
UAUAAAACGUUCAUUAUCUAUUACACACAUUUACCUCAGAAGUGUGUGUUAAAGUGGGAGUGUCAAUAGUGCAUUGUUUUCAAAAUUUUAUUAAAAAGGAUGCUGUGGCCCUUCAUCGUGGUAUUCAGUUUACUCGGGGGGUUCUGGCUGAGUUGGCGAUACAAGAACAGAAGACUUAUACAUCUGGCCAGCAAGUUUCCUGGGCCUAAAACAUGGCCGUUUAUAGGCAAUGCUCUUCUGUUCAUGGUUAAGCCUGAAGAUCUAAGCAAUGUAGUGAAAAAACUACUUGUACAGUAUGGUGACGCCAUCAGGUUCUGGUUGGGGCCCGACUUGAAUGUUGUAAUCAGCGAUCCUGAUGACAUCAAGGCAUUAUUAUCAAGCGCAAAGACUACCUACAAAGGACCUCAGUACAAAUACAUGGCUGAUGUUAUCGGCGAGGGAAUUUUGAGUGGUUCUGGAACAAAAUGGCGCCGUCACAGAAAAAUCGCAACCCCAAAUUACGGAAAACGUGCUAUCGAGAACUACACCAAUACCUUUAACAUAGAAGUAGACUCGCUGUUAACUAAUCUGAGAAAGAAACGCACAGAACAACAAUUCAACAUUUACGAUGACAUCGUGCUGACGACUUCGUAUGCGAUUUGCCAGACACUAAUGGGGCUGAGCAAAGAUCAGACACUAAACUUGCCUUAUCUAUAUGAAGUGAUAGAAACAAGUCCUAGUAUGUACGACACAGUGUUCAACAGAAUGACAAAGUGGUAUCUGCAGAUAGAUCCGAUAUUUUGGUUAACGUCGGCCUACCGCCGACAACGAUACUUCAUAAAAAUAAUGUCGGAAUGCUGCCAAAAGAUAUUGCAACACCGAAUGGACAGGUUAAAGACUCUUGAAACGGAAAGUAAAAAGAACUUGAUGAGUAAUGAUGAGGAUGACGUAAGGAAUACAGAAAUCAGCGUUAUUGAUAGAUUUAUUCUAUCCCAAGAGUUAAACGCUGCAGAACUAAUACACGAGACAUUUACUGUGUUUACAUCGAGUCAAGAAGCAUCCGCGAAAAUAUCAUCUGCUUUGUUGCUUAUGAUGGCAUAUUAUCCAAAUUAUCAGGAGAAGCUUUACGCCGAAAUAAAGUCUAUUCUGGGUGACGAGGAUAGAUGGGUAGACGACGAUGAUUUCAAGCGAAUGCCGUAUUUGGAAAUGGUAUUUAAAGAAGUGCUGAGGCUUUUUCCUAUAGGAGCCCUCUUGCAGAGAACUGUUCAAGAAGAUAUCACUAUAAGUUCAGGCACCAUCCCGGCUGGUAGUAGUUUAGUAAUCCCAAUUUACCACAUGCACCGAGACGUACGGUUCUGGUCUCAACCUGAAGAUUUUAAUCCUGAGAGAUUCAACCCUGCAAACACUGCAGAGCGGCAGCCAAAUUGUUAUAUACCUUUUAGUUUAGGACCUAUGGAUUGCUUAGGAAGACACUUUGGAACCAAAUUGAUAAAAACGAUAUGUGUCAGAAUACUAAACCAGUUCGAGGUGUCGUCGACCGACAAAUACAAGGAUCUUAGGUUAACAAUAGCGAUUUCUGCUUCGCCCAUAGAUGGAUACCAUCUCAGUUUACGACCGAGAUCACAAAACAACGAAUUACAUGUGAAAUAGUAUAUUUAUUAGUAAAACCAAAUAAAAUUGUUGUACCUAUGUCCAGGGAAAACCAAGUUUUAAUGAUGAUGUUAGUUUCAUUUUGUUAUAAUAAUAAAAAAUGUAUGGAA